This is a messenger RNA of Callorhinchus milii (elephant shark), 489 nucleotides long. RefSeq names its product ribonuclease H2, subunit C (gene rnaseh2c). Gene Ontology annotation, cellular component: ribonuclease H2 complex. The record is from RefSeq and is a predicted model, not a curated record. NCBI's taxonomy places the organism in Eukaryota, Metazoa, Chordata, Chondrichthyes, Chimaeriformes, Callorhinchidae. Gene Ontology annotation, biological process: RNA catabolic process.
CGCAGGGGCAGAGAGAGAGAGAGAGAGAGGUUAAUCAAUGGCGGCCUCAGGAAGUGUUCCUCAUGUUAGAGUGGACUUGAGUUCUCUCAGCAACGCUCCCAAAGAGAAACUCCAUCUCUUACCGGUGAGGAUAGAGUGCGAUGGAGCUGCUAAAGUGUCCCAAUACUUCACACCCGCGAUUCGAAGGGAAGACGAGAGUGGAGGAGUAACCUCAUCGUUCCGUGGUCGCUGUCUCCAUGGAUUGGACCUUGACGUUCCCGAGGGAUACAUCGGGAUGGUCCUGAAGGAAGAAGCCAAGCCGUGCGCGGAGGACGAGGAACGAGUUGUCCGGGUUAAGUCGACGUUCUCUGCCCUGAUGUGGAACCUGGAAACUCCACCCAGGCCGGACGACAGCGCUGUCAAGGCGAUGAACUGGCCGACCGUUGCGGAGGCUGUUCACGCCCCGGUGUGAGACGGUUGGCGAAAGGCUGCCCCCCCCCCCCCCCCCCC